GCGAACGAAGUUGUUGCCACAGAGGAUGGCAUAACUGGUGUACAUCAGUUGGAAUGUUCGGCUGCUGAGGAGGAAUCAGCGUGGCGAGGGGGAUGAUACCCACAUCCCAUGGGCGGGCGAUGUCCYGGUGGACAAGGAGAUGGAGGAGUGGUAUGUGCAGUGGUUGGAUCGGAUCCAUGAAGAUUUCGAUCGUGAGGAGGUUGUGGAGGUGGACUGCGAUGAUGAGGGAGAUGAGAUCCCGAUGCGGCGGACUUUCCUGCGGAAUGACGAAGUUGACGACAAGCUGGUUGAGGAGGAGGAGACUCUACUUGUCGGUACAAGGCAGCGCGAUUGGCACGAGUGCACGAAGCCUGGGAAACACUGUGAACAAGAGUUGCGCAGAAGAUCUGGUUGUCAGCUGCCCGUGCUUGGAGAGUUGUACACGGAGGAGGGUUACGCUCUCGCAAUGGAAGCGUGACAGGCAAGCACUUGGGUGCAGAGGCGGGAUGAGGCGCGAACAAAGAGGAGACGGAAAG
Chara braunii is the source of this 515-nucleotide messenger RNA. Lineage: Eukaryota; Viridiplantae; Streptophyta; Charophyceae; Charales; Characeae. The record is from the annotation of a GenBank genome assembly.